Messenger RNA from Anthostomella pinea, 1431 nucleotides. NCBI's taxonomy places the organism in Eukaryota, Fungi, Ascomycota, Sordariomycetes, Xylariales, Xylariaceae. The record is from the annotation of a GenBank genome assembly.
AUGAAUCAACUGCUCUUUGAACGGUCCACCGGCAACCUCGGGCCCAAUGGCUUUGCCAGACUGCAGACAACUCAGCUCUUGAGGUCGUUCCGACCAGCGCCACAGUUCCGCUUCGACGGCGGCGAGAGAGGUACCGCUGUCCACGAUGGCGAGGCCGGCCCACCAGGAGCUGCCUCCUCGAUAUGGGCCCACCAGUCUGGCGUGAAUGCCCUGGCGCUCGAGCGCUUCGACGGAAGAAUCCUCGUCUCAGGCGGAUCCGAUGCCUCGAUAAAGCUUUGGGACCUCGAGCAAUGCGGCAAUCCAUCAAAACCGCACAAGUUCGCCCCAAUAGCCCAUAUCCGCCGCUCCGAGAAAGCCCAUAGAUUCGGUAUCACGCACCUCUCCUUCUACCCCUUCGACUCGGCCGCCUUCCUCUCGACGUCCUACGAUAAGACAUUGAAGCUCUGGUCCACUGAAGGGACCCAGCUCUCGGCUUCGUUCACUCUGGGGACAAAGAUUUACACGCAUGCUAUAUCGCCCAUAGCUUCCCAUCUGCUGGUAGCCUGUGGGACGCAGCACCCUGCGGUUCGUCUCGUAGACCUGCGCUCUGGGUCGAAUGUUCAGUCUCUCGCCGGUCAUGCAGGGGCCGUCCUAGCCACGGCCUGGUCCCCUCGUCACGAGCAUAUCCUGGCCACGGGCAGUGUAGAUGGAACGGUGAAAAUCUGGGAUAUACGACGGGCAGGUGGCGUUAUUGGGAUGCUCGAUCAUGAGGACAGCCUGGGCCUGCAUUAUAACGGAAUGCUUGGCCAGGACGGCAAAGUCAGGGUUCGUGCUUCAGCAAAAGCUCACACAGCCCCUGUCAACGGUCUCACAUGGACGGACGACGGUGGUUACAUCAUCUCGGCUGGACACGACAGGCGCAUCCGUGUGUGGGAUGCCGCCAACGGGAAAAAUACGCUCGCGAGCUUUGGGCCCAGUAUCAAUAACAGCCAGCUCACCAGCGUAUCCAUGUUCACCUCUCCAGUGGGACUAACGCAUCCUGGGAAGGAGCUCUUGUUCUGGCCAAAUGAAACGGAGAUACUGGUCCUGGACCUACACGAUGGGCAUAUUAUCACCAAGUUGCGAGGCACGGGUCCGGCAAUUGCCGGCGUGCGAUCCGGCACCGGUGCUGAGCGGUCGGUGAAGAACCGUAUCACUAGCAUCGUAUGGAGAGGGGCCGGCGGCGGCGGAGGCUCCAGUGGCGUGGCCAUGGGUGGGAGCAACAUGUCUGGGGCUAUCUAUAGCGCACACCUCGACGGUCAGAUCCGAACUUGGGCACCCCAGCUGGAAGAUGAGGACAACGAAGACGAGGAUGAUGGUCUGGACGAGGUUGGCGAGGAGAAGGCCAAGAAGCGCAAGGCGCUGGAUGACGUGUUCAAGAGCUUGAUGGGCAAGAAGAUCACCUUCUCUUAG